This is a messenger RNA of Seminavis robusta, 2437 nucleotides long. The record is from the annotation of a GenBank genome assembly. Lineage: Eukaryota; Bacillariophyta; Bacillariophyceae; Naviculales; Naviculaceae.
AACCCGUGUUCUCAAUGCUCGCACCAAGCAAACAGCAAAGACCACCACGAAGAUCACCCUGACUGAAGGGUACAUGGUGAAGGAGAAUCAGGAGCUAGCUAGCCAGCUGACCAUUGCCUUGAACCCUUUGCGGUAGCUGAAACUAAUUCGCCAUGCCUUAUGUUACCUUUUCUGAUUUGCAAAAGGACUCGUCCUUUGACUUUAUCGUAGUUGGAGCUGGUUCUGCAGGAUGUCCUUUGGCAUCGCGAUUGAGCGAAGACUUGAGUGUCACAGUCCUCCUGAUUGAAGCGGGUCCUCGCUAUCACUCGGCCGAAACCACCAUCAAUGCCGCCAUUCCUGCUGGUUGUGGAAAACUCCAACACUCCACCAUGGAUUGGGCAUUCUUCACAGAACCGCUGGCUCCCAAUGCCUGUUUGAAAAUGAACACUUAUCAAGGGUGUCCACCCGAACGCAAGAAUCGAUCCUUUUGGCCCCGUGGUAAAGGCAUGGGUGGCAGUUCUCUGAUCAACUACAUGGCAUGGGUCCGUGGACAUCCCAAUGACUACAAUGAAUGGGAAACCAAACAUGGUGCCAAAGGAUGGGGUUGGAAAAAUGGCAUUGAAAAGCUAUUUGAGGAACGAAUCGAAGACACUACCGAAUGUGAUCCCUCCCGACUACACAACAACAAGAAAAAGACAAACAACGAUGCUAAAGGUCCACUGGGAAUUUCUCACAAACAACCUGUGAAUCCCCUGGUCGAAAAGUUCUUGGAGGCGUGCCAGGAGGUUGGAUUGGGAAAGGAAGGAGACUACAACCGUGGCUGGAAUAGCACCCAAAAAUCCAUUGCUGGAGUGCAUCAAACAACCGUCCGACAAGGUACCCGGUGUACAUCUGCGAGAGCCUACAUUGAUCCCCUAAUGGCUACUGACAAGAGACGUCCCAAUUUGACAGUCUUAACAGGAGCCCAAUGUGAAAAAGUGAUUACUCAAACCAAGGAUGGAAAAAUAGUCGUCACAGGAGUCAAGUUGGUAGAAGAUGGUGGUGGAGACAGCAACAAUAAGAAAGUGUUGGAACUGUCCUGUACAAAGGAAGUCAUUCUCUCGGCGGGUGCUUUGGGCUCACCACAAAUUCUCUUGCAGUCUGGCAUUGGCCCCAAUGGCUCCACACUGGAUUCGCCACAAGUGGGCCAGAAUUUGCAAGACCACCUUGUGGCAUCGCUUCGAUUCCAGCCCAAAUUGGGAAAUCAUGCCAACCAGGAUAUUGGGUCUAUCAAUGGGUACAAGGCAGAAGCACCCCGGUUUGCCUUUCAAAACUUGUACCAAAUGCUCUUUCAGCACAAGGGAAUGCUGACGUCCUCUACAUAUGAUGCAUCAGUCUUUUGUUCAUCAAAACACGACAAUGUUUCCUCUCUGGCAGAACUCAUGUCCAUGAAACCCAAUUUGCAACUCAGCAUGUUUUGCUCGGCCCCUGACAAACAAGUCAUGGUCGACAAUAUUGGUCUGGACUUUGAGUUGUGGGAAUUGGAUGACAUUGAGUUCUCGCCCAAGGCAGAAGCAGUGGUUAUUGUAUGCACUCUACUCCAUCCAAAAUCGCGAGGAUACGUCACACUCAAGGAUGGUGACGACAGCAAGACUAACAAUAACAAUGGACUUGCCAUUCAUGCCAAUUAUCUGUCGGACCCAGAAGAUGUCAAGGACAUGGUAGCGUGCUUGAAAAAGGGGAUUGACAUUGCCUCAGCCAGUCCCUUUCAAGAUUUGAUCAAGACAGUGCCCUUUUCCCCCAAGGAUUUGUCACGAAAAUACAAUCUUCCCACCCACGAUGACAAUGUUCCAAUUUCUGCAGAGGAGUAUCCAGAUGCCUUUUGGGAAGAGUUCACCCGCCGGCAUGCAACAACACUUUACCAUCCUGCAGGCACUUGUCGGAUGGGUACUUCCAAAGAGGAGGCUGUGGUGGACCACAACCUAAAGGUGUUUGGGGUGGAGGGUCUUCGUGUUGCAGAUGCAUCUAUUCAGCCAGAGGUUGUUUCUGGCAAUACUCAGGCUAGCUGUGUUGUGAUUGGUGAAAAGGCUGCUGAUAUCAUCCGGGAUGAAUACAACCUGAAGAGCAAUCCCCAAGAUUUGCUGGAAGCAGUUGUGGAGUAUGAAGAUUCGGUUCAGCGCAAACGUUGGAUGGUAUUGGUUGGAGGUUUGACAGUGGCGACACUGUGCCUGGCUGGCGGUGCAUCUGUUUUCUUGGGCAAAAUGUCCAAGUAAGGAAAGAUGAUUGAUUAGUUUCAAAACGGAAAGCACAGGGAAAUGACCAAAAAAAGUAAAACGACUGUAGCGACAAUUCUCAUGCCUUCCAUCCAUUUUUAGAGCGCCCAAACUCUCCUUCGAGCUGCUGACUAGUAGUAGAGAGUUCAAUACGCAGUAGAUAAUGUUUGCACGAAGCUUUGUAAAGGUCGACAUCAUCCACCUGG